Molecule: messenger RNA, 2253 nt
Organism: Mercurialis annua (annual mercury)
Lineage: Eukaryota; Viridiplantae; Streptophyta; Magnoliopsida; Malpighiales; Euphorbiaceae
Product: pyrophosphate--fructose 6-phosphate 1-phosphotransferase subunit alpha
Exons: 19
Coding region: 140-1993 (617 amino acids)
Biological process (GO): response to glucose; glycolytic process; photosynthesis
Cellular component (GO): cytosol
Molecular function (GO): 6-phosphofructokinase activity; ATP binding; diphosphate-fructose-6-phosphate 1-phosphotransferase activity
Source: RefSeq, a predicted model, not a curated record
CGAGUCGUCUGAUUUUCGCUUUCACCCCCUCCCCCUACCUAUAUAAAGCAGGUUAAAAUAAAAAAAACGAAAGAAAAAGCAGCUCUUGGCUUCACCUACUCCUUCACUAUCACUACUCUCCACCAACAGCGCCAUCGCCAUGGAUUCCGAUUUCGGCUUUCCCAGAGAACUCUCUGAUCUUCAAAAGCUCCGAUCUCUUUACCAGCCUGAGCUCCCUCCCUGCCUCCAGGGCACGACUGUUAGAGUGGAGCUUGGAGAUGCAACUAUGGCGGCAGAUGAAGCUGGUGCCCACACCAUAACUCGAUCCUUUCCCCUCACUUAUGGUCAGCCUUUGGCCCACUUCCUUCGAGCAACUGCUAAUGUGCCUGAUGCUCACAUCAUAACUGAUCAUCCAGCUAAGAGGGUAGGAAUAGUCUUCUGUGGUAGACAAUCUCCAGGAGGUCAUAAUGUUAUAUGGGGUCUUUUCAAUGCUCUUCAAAUCCACAACCCUAACUCCACUUUACUUGGAUUUCUAGGUGGCUCUGAAGGUUUGUUUGCCCAGAAAACUCUUGAGAUCACAGAUGACAUUCUCUCAACUUACAAAAAUCAAGGGGGUUAUGAUUUGUUGGGACGGACAAAAGAUCAAAUAAGAACCACCGAGCAAGUUAAUGCUGCACUAGCUACUUGCAAAAAUUUGAAAUUGGAUGGUCUUGUUAUCAUUGGAGGGGUUACUUCAAAUACAGAUGCUGCCCAGCUUGCAGAGACAUUUGCUGAGGCUAAGUGCCCAACUAAGGUGGUUGGCGUUCCUGUUACUUUAAAUGGAGAUCUCAAGCAUCAAUUUGUGGAAACAAAUGUUGGGUUUGACACAAUUUGCAAGGUCAACUCACAGCUCAUUAGUAAUGUCUGUAUUGAUGCACUCUCUGCAGAGAAGUACUAUUAUUUCAUCCGCCUCAUGGGCAGAAAGGCAUCACAUGUAGCUUUAGAAUGCACACUCCAGUCUCAUCCAAAUAUGGUUAUUCUUGGUGAGGAGGUAGCUGCAUCAAAGCUUACUCUUUUUGACUUGACGAAACAAGUGUGCGAUGCUGUCCAAGUUAGGGCAGAACAAGACAAGUAUCAUGGGGUCAUUCUACUGCCAGAGGGGCUUAUUGAAAGCAUUCCUGAAGUGUAUGCUCUCCUGAAGGAAAUACAUGGUCUGCUAAGACAGGGUGUUGCCCCCAAUAACAUUUCAUCUCAGCUCUCACCAUGGGCAUCUGCUUUGUUUGAAUUUUUGCCACCCUUUAUCAAGAAACAGGUGCUCCUCUACCCUGAAUCAGAUGACUCAGCACAAUUAUCCCAGAUUGAGACAGAGAAACUUCUUGCACAUCUUGUGGAGGCAGAAAUGAACAAACGCCAGAAAGAAGGCACAUACACGGGGAAAAAAUUCAAUGCCAUCUGCCACUUUUUUGGUUAUCAGGCUCGGGGUUCCUUGCCAUCAAAAUUCGACUGUGACUAUGCCUAUGUUCUUGGACACAUCUGCUACCAUAUUUUAGCAGCUAACUUAAAUGGUUACAUGGCAACUGUAACGAAUCUGAAGAAUCCUGUGAACAAGUGGCGCUGUAGUGCUGCUCCGAUCACAGCAAUGAUGACAGUGAAACGCUGGGCUCAAAGUCCAGGUGCCACCUCAAUUGGAAAACCUGCUAUUCAUCCUGCCACUGUGGAUUUGAAGGGCAAAGCAUAUGAGCUUCUCAGACUAAAUGCAACCAAGUUUUUGAUGGAUGAUCUGUACAGAAAUCCCGGUCCCCUUCAAUUUGAUGGUCCUGGUGCUGAUGCUAAGCCAAUAACUCUGUGUGUUGAAGACCAGGAUUACAUGGGCCGGAUCAAAAAAUUACAGGAAUACCUUGACAAGGUACGGACCAUUGUGAAGCCAGGAUGUUCACAGGAAGUGCUGAAAGCUGCUUUGAGCGUGAUGGCGUCUGUGACGGAUGUGCUCUCCACAAUGUCUUCAACUUCGUUAAAUGGGCAGACACCCCUUUAAGAGUGGAAACUAUGUGUUGGUGUUUGGUGCUGAUUUGAGAAUCACCAAAUACUAGUUCGGCUCAUCAUAUCCUUGAUUUGAAUGUUGAACUGUAAGUGGUGAUUGGUUAGAUGACGACAAUAAGCUGAGUUUAGUAUGGAAAGACUACUAACUUGGAUGUUUGAAUUUUGAAAUUACUUUAUUGUCCGAAAGAGAAUGUAUUGUAAGUUUUGCAGAGUUGAGGUUUUCUUAUGGUACCACUGUCAUGGAUAUUUUUCUUC